Pogoniulus pusillus (Red-fronted tinkerbird) is the source of this 3159-nucleotide messenger RNA. It is a transcript of the gene SUCLG2, whose product is annotated as succinate-CoA ligase GDP-forming subunit beta. Gene Ontology annotation, cellular component: mitochondrion; succinate-CoA ligase complex. The transcript has 11 exons. Lineage: Eukaryota; Metazoa; Chordata; Aves; Piciformes; Lybiidae. The record is from RefSeq and is a predicted model, not a curated record. Gene Ontology annotation, molecular function: succinate-CoA ligase (GDP-forming) activity; ATP binding. Gene Ontology annotation, biological process: succinyl-CoA metabolic process; tricarboxylic acid cycle. The coding region runs from base 70 to 1368 and encodes 432 amino acids.
GGCUGGGCGACGCUCGGCCGCCCCGAGCUUCCGCCCGGAGAGCAGGGCUGGGCGGGCGGCGCGGCCAAGAUGGCGGCUCCCCUGGCUGUGCAGGCGGGGGCUGUGCUGCGGGACCUGUCCCUGAGAUCCGCCCGCCUGCGGGGCAGCUUCCCGGCUGUUCAAUUAACCCCUAGACGAUGGCUGAACCUGCAGGAGUACCAAAGCAAAAAAAUAAUGGCAGACCAUGGGGUUACAGUUCAGAGAUUCUUCGUAGCUGAUUCUGCAAAUGAUGCCCUGGAGGCUGCUCAGAGACUAAAGGCCAAAGAAAUUGUUCUGAAAGCACAGAUUCUGGCUGGAGGGAGAGGAAAGGGUGUUUUCAACAGUGGACUGAAAGGAGGAGUUCACCUAACUAAAGACCCUAAGAUUGUUGAACAGCUUGCUAAACAGAUGAUUGGGUACAAUCUGUCAACAAAGCAAACUCCAAAGGAUGGUGUGACAGUUAAAAAGGUGAUGGUUGCAGAAGCACUGAAUAUUUCCAGGGAAACAUACUUUGCAAUAUUGAUGGACAGAGCCUGCAAUGGACCUGUUAUGGUUGGCAGUCCUCAGGGUGGUGUUGACAUAGAAGAAGUCGCAGUUACUAGCCCCGAACUUAUCUUUAAGGAGGAAAUAGAUAUUUUUGAAGGAAUAAAGGAUCAUCAGGCAUUGCAGAUGGCAAAAAAUUUGGGUUUCAAAGGACCUUUGCAGCAUCAGGCAGCUGAUCAAAUUAAGAAGCUGUAUAAUCUUUUCUUGAAAAUUGAUGCCACUCAGGUUGAAGUGAAUCCCUUUGGUGAAACUCCAGAAGGGCAAGUUGUUUGUUUUGAUGCCAAGAUAAACUUUGAUGACAAUGCAGAAUUUAGGCAAAAAGAAAUAUUUGCCAUGGAUGACAAGUCUGAAAAUGAGCCUAUAGAGAACGAAGCUGCCAAAUAUGACUUAAAGUAUAUAGGACUGGAUGGAAAUAUUGCUUGCUUUGUUAAUGGAGCUGGACUUGCAAUGGCAACGUGUGAUAUAAUCUCCUUGAAUGGUGGAAAGCCAGCCAACUUCUUGGAUCUUGGUGGAGGUGUGAAAGAAGCACAAGUAUAUCAAGCAUUCAAGCUGCUGACUGCUGAUCCAAAGGUUGAAGCAAUUCUUGUGAACAUAUUUGGUGGGAUCGUGAACUGUGCCAUCAUAGCCAAUGGCAUCACCAAAGCCUGCCGAGAGCUUGAGCUGAAAGUGCCACUGGUGGUCAGACUGGAAGGAACCAACGUUCAAGAAGCCCAGCGUAUUCUGAAGGAAAGCGGACUCCCCAUCACGUCUGCAAGUGACCUUGAGGAUGCAGCAAAGAAGGCAGUGGCCAGCGUGGCCAGCAAAUAGCAGCCUGAGGCUUAUUCUGCUGGGAACUGUGUGUCUCGGAAGGUGUCACUCCCCUCGCUGUUUCGGAGGGAGGGUUAUGCUGUCAUCAGCGCUGGUGGACGUCAGCUGAGCUAGAUGGAGAACUCCAGGCUUGCAAGUUAGGCUUCAGGAAUUUUGCAGCUGCAUUCUUGAAGAGUUUGUAUGUCUUCACUUAAUUUUGUUACUCAGAACUAGUAAUAAGUAAUUUCAUUUGAUAAAGCUCUUUUUCUGCUUUCCUGCCAAAACCGUCACUGGUAAAUUCACAGGGAGAUACAGUAAUUAAUAGUUGACUUCUAUCAACAGGAUCAUUCCUUAACCAAAGACACUUAGUUCACCUAGUUCACCUAUUUUCUGGUUUUAUACUGCAAAGAGUCAGCAAACUGCUAAUGCGUUGUCUUUUUUAUGGACUUCCACGAUCGUGAAAAAUUGUGCUUCUAGUAUCUAUUUUUAUUAAACGAAUAAUGUCUAUUUUCUUGGUUUAGAAAGCACACAUUUUGCCUUAAGGUGAUUUUCUUCUGUGGAUGCCAAAGUAUACCUCACAAAUCAGACAAGGGAUUGCUGGCAGUGAAGCGAGCUUCCAUUCUUACCCUGUGCCUAUAGCUGACAAAAUGUGAUUCAUUAAAUUUCUAGCUUCUGGAAAUGAGGUGCAGUGUUUGUGGGUACAACAGUGCCAUAGAGAGAGCUCCAGGAGCAUGUCUCUGCCAGGAGGAAAAUGGCUGCUAACUCUUUAAAAUCACCUCUCUCAGGAGUACGUUGCUACUGUGAGGCUUGAAAAUAAGAUGAGAAGAGCCGAAGCAGUUUUCUCUUAGGAAUAUUCUUCAACUGAGUUAACUUCCAAAGCCCAUUUCUGAUUUAUUUGGAACAAAGGUCAAAGGAACGUCUCCAUUUUCCAAGUGUUUGAUUUCUCAGACAUCGAUUAAAAUAUGUACAAGAAAUAAACAAAUAAAUGUACAGUUCAGUGCUCAGGUGUUGACUGAGAUUUGUUUUGGUUACAGAACCUUCUGUAACAGUCAGAACUGAAGCUGUUAAUUGCACAAAUUGCUCCUCCGGGGGACAGGAGGCAGUACCAAAUGGUUUGUGUAACUGAAGAACUUGGUACAGAUCUCACUCAGCCCAGGAUUUACGUGCUGAAAAUCAUCAGUAAAUUUGAACAAACGAGUGGAUGUUAUGAUCUGCUCUUUUAACUGGGCAGAGAGGUAAAAAUUUGUCCAAUAAAUUCCUAGUUGUGAUUUUCAAGCAGCUCUAAUCAAUACCACCUUCUUCUCACGGAAACAUACAGAAUUUUUUGCAUGACAUUUCCAUUGAAAGUGUUACCUUCAAAAUAACUGAUCUGCACUAAUCUCUGGCCCUCGACACAUGAGUAUAGAUGGGCUGCCGUCAGCAGUUACUGCAGGGGCUUUGUCCUCUCCGUUCCUUUCUCUGUGUACUGCUGCAGGAGAAAAUGUAUGACCAUUAGGAGCACUAAAUAGGUGCUUACGGACAGAGGGAAAGGGAGGCCUGUGGUUAGCCCUUGUUGUGAAGGUGCACCGAAGCACACUGCUUUGCAGGGAGAAAUGUUUACCUCACUACACUAAAUCAAGAGUCAGGCUGGUUUAUGUCUUUUGAAUACUGGAAAUGGGAGCAUUCUGUGCAAGAAUUGCCUGGGCAAUGUUGUCGCAUGCUGCGUAUCCACUGUCUGGUCCUGAGCCCAUGGAGUCCUGCUGUGUAUGGUGACUGUUGUGCAAGGGUUUACACUGUGCACCAGUUUGUCAAGUAAAUGUGAGAAUGAACACA